AUGGACAACGACAGCGACUACAACUAUGCUGAAGCACAACCUCCCCGUACACUAGACCUACAUGCUUCACAGACACAGCGGCGACGCAAAUUCUCGGCCGUUCUCGGGUGCGGCAUGCUACUCGCCGUGCUAUCUUCCAUCGCCCUGGUCCAGAAACCAGAUGCACACGAACCGGCACAACGCGCUGCAGCACCCAGCACAAGAGACACGUCCCACACGGAAGCAUUUCGCAAAAUCUGCCAGGUUUCCUAUGAAGUCUCAAGCCUCCCCUUCUCCCCCGGCGCCUCAUGGCCAACACUGGACGAAUUUUUGUCCAUCGACGUAUCGGAACCGCCGUUCGUCAUGUCAGACCCUGAAGCCGCAGCGUCGUCAUUCAAACAGCAGGAAAAGGCCGUGCUGCUCGGUUGGGUCACCGCUUACGAGCGGCUUCUCGGAGAAGACGACAGCAGUGUUGAUGGGGCAGACGGAUAUCAAUACUGGCCAUCGGGCGAUGGUGGCAUGAGGAGAACAGCAAACGCGAUGGUGGCGGCCGCCACGACGCUGCAGGAUGCCGACGCACGGGCGAUGUACCUUUACGAGCUGCUUCCCAAGAUGACAGAAGCAGGCAACGCCGCGAUCGCAAGGCGCCGGGGAACGUCAUCUUCGGUAGGGAAGGAGACUGAACGGGCCCGAAAGGAGGCUAUGAUGCUCUGGUUGAGGGACGCAUGUCGAGCGCGAAGGAUGUGGGAGGGCGUGCAGAGUGGAAGGGGAGGACAAAAGAAUGAGGGAGUAGUCUGA
Messenger RNA from Colletotrichum truncatum, 777 nucleotides. The record is from RefSeq and is a predicted model, not a curated record. NCBI's taxonomy places the organism in Eukaryota, Fungi, Ascomycota, Sordariomycetes, Glomerellales, Glomerellaceae.